CGCAGUUUGUCUUUUGUGCUAAGCCGUAGAGUGGAGUCUGGAUCUGACAGUGUUGUCGCUUCCCUCUUCCCCGGAUCCUUUUAAAACUCCCUCCCGAACCUCUCCCCCUUCCACCCUUGCCACCAUACCCACCCCCCGAUCACUUUCGAACGGACCACUCGGACGAUCAGCGUGCGACCAAAGACUCACUCCGGUGACAGCAAUGGACUCAACACUGGUUGAAGGAGGACUAAAUGUCACUCUCACCAUCAAGUUACUCAUGCAUGGAAAGGAGGUUGGAAGCAUCAUUGGAAAGAAAGGAGAGUCGGUGAAGAAGAUGAGAGAGGAGAGCACGUGAGGCAUCAACAUCUCAGAGGGAAAUUGUCCAGAGAGGAUCAUAACCCUGGCUGGACCCACCACCUCCAUUUUUAAAGCCUUUUCCAUGAUCAUCGAGAAACUGGAGGAGGACAUCAGCAACUCCAUGACCAACAGUACGGCCACCAGCAAACCACCAGUCACCAUGCGCCUUGUUGUGCCUGCCAGCCAGUGUGGCUCGCUCAUCGGCAAGGGUGGCUGCAAGAUCAAGGAAAUCAGAGAGUCAGCAGGAGCUCAGGUACAAGUAGCGGGGGACAUGUUGCCCAACUCCACAGAGCGUGCCAUCACGGUCGCAGGGACGCCACAGUCCAUUAUCGAGUGUGUGAAGCAGAUCUGUGUCGUCAUGCUCGAGUCUCCACCCAAAGGAGUGACCAUCCCCUACAGACCCAAACCCUCAGGCUCUCCAGUCAUCUUCGCAGGUGGUCAGGCCUACGCUGUCCAAGGGCAGCACGCCAUUCCACAGCCUGAUCUCACCAAACUUCACCAGCUGGCCAUGCAGCAGAGCCCCUUCCCCAUUCCACACAGCAACCAGGGCUGCUUCCAAGCUGGGAUGGAUGCCUCUGCACAGACUGGUUCUCAUGAGCUGACCAUUCCAAACGAUCUCAUUGGUUGCAUCAUCGGCCGACAGGGCACGAAGAUUACUGAAAUACGUCAGAUAUCGGGCGCUCAGAUCAAGAUUGCCAACCCAGUGGAGGGCUCCACUGACCGACAGGUCACCAUCACCGGCUCCCAUGCCAGUAUUAAUCUGGCAGAGUAUCUGAUCAACGCUCGGCUUUCUUCUGAAGCUACAGGCCUCGCUGCUAACUGACCUGGAGGAUCGUCGUCAGCGCCUAACGUCACCCCCUCCCCUACUUUUUACCAAGAGGUCCCUCGUUGAACUAAAUGCAAAAACCAAGUACUACAAAUCCACUGUUUUCUCCUCUGCUUUUGUUAGACUUCUACUCCGUUGUAAAUGACGGCGUCAUGGCGGUAUUUGUAUUUUAUUUAUUUAUUAUUUUUAAAUCCCAGUUGCGUUAAGUUUUUAAAAGCCUUGCUCCGGAUGUAUGUUUUACUUUUUAUUUUGUUUGUAUGAUUUUUCUGAGAUGAAAAAAAAAAACAAUUUUUAGAAAAAUCUGCAGAGACAUAAUAAUGUUUUUUCUUAUGUCAGAUUUUUCUUAGAAAAUAUAAAAAAAAUGAAGAAAAAAAAAUCACCAUAACAUUAUAGACGGACUGUUCUUGAAUUUUCUUCUUUAAUAUCUAUUUAUUUUUAUUUAAUACACAGUUGGUUGUCAGAGUAGAAGUCAUUGAUGUGUUUGACAUCUUCUGUUUUGAACGAAUUGAGUUGUGGGAUUGAACAUGUUUCAGUGGGUGGGAACGGAAUCCCUGGUUUGGGACAUUUUCCAGGAGGAGCCUUCCUUCAGUCAGAAGGAAAAUGUUCCCAGGUCGAGUGGGAACUUUAAGCUAAUCGUCGUCUCGCCUCUGAUUUUUAGGUCGUUUGUGUCAUUCCUGAGUUUCCAUCCGUUUUUAUUUCCUGAUCAGGGCAUAAUUGUAUAUUGGAUAUUGACUGACUGGGUGGGGGGGGGCAGGGGCAGGGGCUGGGUUAGGAGGAGGAGGAGGAGUGGGCCUGAUCCAGAGGAAAAUAUUUUCCUUUCUCUGACGUUACUAAGACCCUUGGAACGAGGAGAGAGACGAUAACAAUGAAUUGUUUGUUUUAAAUAGAGAAAAUAUUUUUUUUAACUUCAGGGCUGGGGAAUGCUGCAGAGGGGCAAAUCAAGCAGACAUUGGUCUUUAUAAGUAUAUUAUGCUACGGUAUUAAAUUAUGACGAACUAGAAGGAGAACUAUAGAAUUAACACUAGUUUCCUGCUAUCCUUUUUCUUGCCUGGGUCAGAUUUUAUUUUUUAUUAUUAUUCUUUGCAGGAUGAAGAAACUCACAUUUUUUUGUGCACGUUUUUCCAAAUAUUGUAGAUUGGGGUGCAAUUAAAUUGUUUAAAUGAAAUGCAGAAAUAAAAUGAUCUUAAAUGCUUUAAUUAUUGUCAUUUUGUAAAAAAAAA
Cynoglossus semilaevis (tongue sole) is the source of this 2385-nucleotide messenger RNA. RefSeq names its product poly(rC)-binding protein 2-like. Gene Ontology annotation, molecular function: RNA binding. The transcript has 13 exons. The record is from RefSeq and is a predicted model, not a curated record. NCBI's taxonomy places the organism in Eukaryota, Metazoa, Chordata, Actinopteri, Pleuronectiformes, Cynoglossidae.